Molecule: messenger RNA, 7662 nt
Organism: Drosophila innubila
Lineage: Eukaryota; Metazoa; Arthropoda; Insecta; Diptera; Drosophilidae
Gene: Sur
Product: ATP-binding cassette sub-family C member Sur
Exons: 23
Coding region: 530-7474 (2314 amino acids)
Biological process (GO): transmembrane transport
Cellular component (GO): membrane
Molecular function (GO): ABC-type transporter activity; ATP hydrolysis activity; ATP binding
Source: RefSeq, a predicted model, not a curated record
CGUCGCUCGGCUGCAGACGGUUGGUAGCUGUUAACGGGAAAGUUUUCGGUUGUCUAAUUCUUCGAAUCAGUCGAAACGUGCGCAUAUUUCUUUUUGUUUAUAUUCAAAAUUAUAACGAUAAAAAGUCAUAAUUAAAAGUAAAACGUACAUGCGGCAUGCGUUUUAUGUGUGUAUCGAAAUAAAUUCGUUUCGAAUAUAACAACAACAAUUACCAUAUUGCGGUAUAUUUACAUACUGCUUAUGUAUACUAUGUAAUUGCGAAAUAAUUUGUUUACAUUUCGAAUCUUUUGGGUGGUUUCUGAAUUUCAACUUUUGUGUGCGCAAAUUUUUCGGAUUUUAUAAGUACAUAUGUACAUAUAUCGUGUCUGUGUUUUGUGUAAUUGCUGAAUAUCUAAAUUUAAUACAAUACAAAUCGGAAUUAAAUAUCUUAAGACUGUGCCUGAUUUAAUACCAAAUUGUAGCUUGAAAUGGAAGUCACAAAUUACGAGUAAACCAUUUAAAAAUUGAGAAUCUUAAUCUGAUCUCGAAAAUGAAACAGUUUUUUAAUCUUAUACGCUGUGACCAGUUAACUGGUCAAGUACGUGCCACAUAUGAUAAUUUGCAAACCGAUAUUUGUGGCAUAGAUCGUAUUAAAUAUGUUUUAACUUGCUGCUCCAUAUUUAUGCUGAUUGUGGGAUGCGUUUUUAUCUGGAGAAAAUAUGAAAAGUGCCAUAAAACUUUGCUAGCAUUUCACAAUUUGCGCGCAGCUGUUUUGCUGCUUCUGCUGGCCGUUAAUAGUCUGGAGUUGGCCAGGAGUCUGUUGCCACAGCGCAAUGUCGAGCAACUGAACCAGCUCUUUGAGUCGUCGCCCAUGGAACUGAAUGUUAUGAUUGUCAUCGGUGCUGGCGCCGUUUGGAACGCUUUGGCCGCCAUUCUGUUCACAAUUAUGCUAAUGUGCUAUCAUCGUCUGCUUGAGCGCAAAAAGGUGACAGACUUCUUGUACGGCAGCAUCGCCGUGGAAAUGUUGAUUUUCUUACUGCGCAUCGAUGAGUUAGCCGAGGUGUUCUAUUAUGAAGAUUUCUUGGAACUGGAGACCAGCUUGGUCAGCAUCACCGUGCUCAGCUUAUUGACAUUGGCCGUAUUUGAUGGAUAUACCAUUUAUAAAGAGCGCUAUCGGGACGACUAUGAGGAGGAUUAUGAUCGUAUUGGCUAUAAACAUUCCCAUGCCACAUUCUAUUCCAAAACCUGUUUCUGGUGGCUAACUCCGUUACUCUGGUUGGGCUAUAAAGAGCCUCUUGAACUGGAAGACCUUGGUCAUAUGCGCUUGGAGGAUAGUGCUAGGGCACAUUACGACCGAUUUCUGUAUAUAUACACGGAAAAGGAGAAAAAAUCGAAUAUGGCGCCUUCGUUGUGGUAUUGCUAUAUAAAGAACAGUUGGCGCAUGUUUGCAUUGGGCGGCAUUUUAAAGUUGGCCGGUGAUUUAUUUGCAUUGAUUGGUCCACUUGCCAUACAGCAAAUAGUGCAAUAUAUUGAGGGACUCUAUGCGGCAGCACAGGAACAGCCCCAAACGGGAGGUGAUGGCACUCCUAAUGCAGCCACAGAUGUUGCCGAUGAUGUUGUUUACUAUGAUGAUGUUGAUGAUGAGAUAUUCAGUAUGGGUAUGGGUAUGGGUAUUGGCAUUGGUGAUGUGAGAAUUUACUAUGCCAGAUGGUGGGAUUUGUUAACAAAUGGCUGGAGCAUUGCUUGGCUUGUAUUGUUGGCCGCAUUGGCACAGGCCGCAUUGUCACAGGCCUCAACGCAUGUGCUCAAUAUGACGGGCAUCAGGAUUAAAACAUCGCUACAGGGUCUAAUUUAUCGCAAAAGUUUGCUUUUAAAUGCCAGCAGCGGUUGUGGCAACAAUGCUGCUCAUGGUGAUAAUGAAGCUGAUGAUGAUGGUGGCAACCCUGCCAUUGUAACUGCUCCUACUGCUCAUGUGCAACAAAAUGGCGAAAUUAAGUUGACUCCCAAUGAUACGCCUGCAGAGGUAGAUGCCACACAACAAACAGAGCGUUCAGGCGGCCUUCAUGACAUUGGCGCCAUUACGAAUCACAUGACGGAGGACACUCUCAAUAUUAUGCAAUUCUUUUGGAUCUCUCACUAUGCCUGGGCUAUACCAUUUAAGAUAGCCAUUGUCAUCUACUUGCUGUAUCUGAAGCUGGGCAUAAGUGCGGUGAUUGGUGCUAUUGUCUGUAUUGUCAUUAUGACGCCGUUGCAGUUUCUUAUCGGGAAUGCGAUGUCCAAGAAUGCCGAUGUGAUAGCGAAAUACACAGAUGAGCGAUUGAAGCGAAUACACGAUACUUUAAUAGGAAUCAAGAUCAUCAAGCUUAAUGCCUGGGAUGAAGUUUUUUUGAGAAAGAUUCAAACGGCACGCAAGAAGGAGCUCAAGUAUCUCAACAAGGACUCCAUGUACUGGACAUUUAUGACCAUAUUGACGCAUAUUUCGACGGUGUUGAUCACAUUGGUUACCUUAGCUGUCUAUGUUUACCUGCCUCAGAAUUCUCAACAGAAUUUCAAUGCCAGUCAUCUGUUCUCAGCCUUGGCAUUGUUCCAGCAGCUCACGGUGCCAUUGCUGAUCUUUCCCAUAACGGUGCCAAUUAUUAUAGCGGCAAGGGUAUCCACACGUCGUCUGGAGAGGUUCUUGCAUGCUCCGGAGAUUCAAAAGCAAUUUGAGGGUAUCAGGAAUAUGGCACGUAUUUUAAGUAAGAGUGAUGCUUCUCUGGACAUGUACGAGACGCAGGAAAAGUCGAACAUGAUAUUGCGCACAGCUCAGGCGGAAAAUCGGCUAAAGGAACAACGUCUUGCAUUACGUAUACGCAUUCCCGAACAGCCGCCAUCGCCAGCACCAUUGGCCCAAUCGGAACCCAUUACACCUUUGCUGCAGGGGAAUGGUGAUCAGACGGAAGACAAAUCCCCGCCAUCAUUUACACACGAACUGGGCCACAACAAGCUCGUACAACAGCGUCGUGAACUGCUACGUAAUACUCCCUAUGUGGCAAUCCGUCCUCCCAAACUCUUUGGCGGCACCGCUGAAAAACCUCUGGAGUUUUCUGUAUUGCGUGCGAGGAAUACCGAUAGUUGGCGACGUGAUUCCUUGCUGCUCAAGAUGCCCGAUGAUAUUGCUGUGUCCAUUAAUGAUGGACUCUUCACCUGGCAACCUCAAAGUCAUAUGCCCCUCGUCCAGCUGCAUAUCCAGGAGAUGGCCAUACCCAAGGGCAAGCUAUCCAUUAUUGUGGGUAAAAAUGGCAGUGGCAAGACAUCCUUGCUAUCGGCUCUACUUAUGGAGAUGCCAUUGUUGGCGGGGAAUAUGUUUUGGCACAAAAACUGUACCAUCUCGUAUGUGCCCCAAUGUCCCUGGCUGUUAAAUGACACAAUUCGGGAGAACAUACUAUUUGGGGAGUCAUUUCGUCCAAAACGUUACGAUUUUGUGCUGAAUGCGUGCGCACUUAAACCGGAUAUUGAACUAAUGCCGACUGGCGAUUUUACGAUUAUCGGCGAGCGUGGCAUCAAUCUAUCUGGCGGACAAAAACAACGGAUUGCCAUUGCACGUGCAAUUUAUUCAUCGGCCAACGUUGUCAUAAUGGACGAUCCGCUGUCAUCGCUGGACAAUGAGGUGGGCAGCCAUGUUUUCGAGCAGUGUGUGCGUCAAAUGCUAUUGAAGUCGAACCGCAGCAUCAUCCUAGUGACACAGCAAUUACAGUUGAUCAAGGAGGCGGAUUAUUUAAUUGUGAUGAAAGAUGGCCGCCUGCAAGCUUGUGGCAGUUAUAAGGACAUUGAGCUAAAGCAGCCGCACAUAAUCGCCAAAUGGAACUUGAUAAUUGCUAAGGCAAACGCAAAUGCAAAGGAUCAACCACAAAACUAUGCCGAGCGCACGGCCAGAGAACGUUGGAAACUAUUUAAAAACGUAAGCAAAUUGGGAUUGCAGCGUUCGAUUUCGGUGACUUCGGAAGCGGGCAACGAUUCGGAAAUUGAUGCAAAUGAUGGCAGCACCUUUUUUACGGACAUUCACAAUACACUCAGCAAUGCUGUGCUGGAAGAUGAAGAUGAGGAUGAUGAUAUGCCAGCGUCCUUGUCAAUGGCAAGUGGCAGCAGUUGCGGCUUGCAGUCGGCUGGCAGUUUCAAUCUGCAUCGAAAGCGUUCCAGUGUCUAUGGGUCUCGGCAUCUCAUCUAUGAUGUGCCGCUGCCGAUUGACGAGUGUCAGGCAGAUGAUGUCAUUAUGCGACCGCGUCGUCGGGCCACAUUGCAACGUCGGGGCAGCAGUGCCAGGUCGAGGAACUCGUGGCAUCGCUUGAGCGGUCUGAGCACAGCGACUGCCACAUCCACCUCCAGUACGAACAGUGGCGAUCUGUUGCGUCGCAGCGUGUUGACCGCCAGCUGCAGCAGCUACGCCGAGAGCAGCAUUGAUGGCGGGGACUCGGUAAGUGGAGCAGGCACACCACCGCCAACAGAACUGUGUCCGCGGGCGCUGUCGUGGCAGCCGGCACAGAAAUUGCAUCAUCCGCCGGUGACACGCAAUGUCUCCUCGCCCCCGGCCAUGGAGGCCACUCUUGUGGCAAAUUGUGAGGGGGCACAAACAAUUGCAGCAACAGCGGGUGAAACUCAGUCUCGUGGCAGUUUUCAACAAUUUUUGAGACGCAUGUCCAUGCGGCGUUCUAAUAAGCCAAAGCAUCAUCAUCGUCCGCUCAGCGCAACAAAUUCGAUUCGGAGCAUAUCUGAGGAGUCGAGUGCCGCUGCUGCUCUUUUGCCAACAACAGUUGAAAUAAGUUCAGUGCCAUCAUCGCCUGCCGUUGACAUAUCCAAUCCGCAGGACACAACAACAAACACCGCUUGUGAGACAAAAAUGCACAAGGAUGCGACUCAUGCAACGCCCGUUGCUCCUGUGAAGCAUGUUAAAAUCGACUUCAAAGCGUUGCCAACAAAUGGACGUAACAAUAACAAUAAUAAUAACAAUGAUGACAAUGACGAUGACGUGUCUGACGUGACGUCACUCUCGCUGCAAGCAACACAGCAAGAGAAAGAGCAGCAAGAGAAAGAGCAGGAGCAGGAAAAGCAGCAGGAAAACGAACAGGAAAGGGAACGGAAAAAGGAAGCAUACAAUGAGGCGGUGCAUCGUUCAGGUGGUGCGACAUCAACAGUGGCAACAGCAGCGACGGAUGUGGAACGCAAAUAUGGCCAAAUAUCGCAUCACAUAUAUCUGUUGUACAUGCGAGCCUCCGGUCUGCCCAUAAUCAUUGGCUUUUUUAUUACCGCACUAAUUUGGCAAUGUUUGCGUGUCUACACGGACGUUUGGCUGCAACAUUGGAGCGACCAUGUGCCACUGAAUGUGGCACAACAGCAGCAGCAGCAGCAGCAGCAGGAGAACAAUCCAACGAUGAGUGUGAAUAUGGAAAACGACGAAGUCACGUACUAUUUUCGCAUGUAUGCAACAAUUUCGUGUGUUUGCAUUAUAAUGGCCAUGAUAUCAACACCGGCCGGACAAUGGGCCGGCUGUAAUGCCCGUCGUAAUUUGCACGAUAAACUGUUGCAAACGAUUUUGCAUAAAACUUUACAUUUUUUUCAAGUGACACCGCUCGGACGCAUUGUGAAUCGUUUCAGUAACGAUAUGGCGAUCAUUGAUAAGAAAAUUGCUGCAACUAGUCAACGGUUGCUGCAGUUCUCGUUGCUUUGCCUGUUUGCCGUAUUGAUAAAUGUGAGCAUUACACCCUGGUUUUUGGCCCUUACCCUGCCCAUUUGUGGUGCCUACUAUGCCAUACAAAAGUUCUACAGGUGUUCGGCGCGAGAGCUGCAACGAAUUGAGAAUUCAACAAACUCACCGGUCAUAUCACAUCUAUCGGAGACAAUACAGGGUGUAACCACAAUACGUGCAUACAAUCAGCAAGCACGUUUCACCGAAAUUCUGUUCAAACGUCUCGAGGCGAAUACAAUUGCAUUUACCAUAUUGAAUACGAGUAAUCGUUGGCUGGGCAUAUCGUUGGAUUACCUGGGUGGUUGCAUUGUUUUUGUGGCCAUUGUAACGGCACUGGCAACGGCAAGCGUCAGUUGCAGCAGCUACGCAAAGGAGGCACUCACGACGUCGUCGUCGUCGUCGUCGUCAGGAACUUAUGUCAUCAAUAAAAGCGGCAGCCCCAAGGAACUGACACCAACACCCUCACUGGUCGGUCUGGCCAUAAACUACACGUUGUUGGUGCCGAUUUACCUUAAUUGGGUUGUAAAACUUUUGGCCGAUAUGGAGAUGUAUGCGGGCUCCGUUGAACGCAUCGCACACUAUGCACAUCAGCAGCCCGAGGCGGAGGAGGAGGCGGAGGCGGAGGGGGAGUCAGAGUCGGAGGUGCAACAGAAACAGGACGUUGUGGAAAUCAGCAAUGAAGUCGAUAGGUCGAGGAAUCCUUGUGCCGUUGACAAAGUUUACCCAGGCGCAACGUCAGCUGCCGUUGAUGUUAAUGGAGACACGGCAGCAGUUGGGGCAGCUCACAGCAACGAAGAUGCUGAUAAAUUAAAUGCAGGCAAUGGCAACGGCAACGGCAACGUUAGCUGCAAUCACUUAAACUUGCAACCGGCGUCAGUUGUUGACAAGCUGCAGCAGGCGACGACGAGGAGAAUGAUUAAGGAUAAGAGAAUGACGGCACUUGACGACAAGGUCGCGUUAUCUAAUGAGCCAGCAAGGCGCAUCAAAAUCUACCAAAGCGUUCCAAUUUCGUGGCCACAACGAGGCGACAUCAACUUUGAGAAUGUCAGCCUGCGUUAUGAAGGACAACGUCACAAUGUUAUCAACCACCUGAACUUGAAGAUACCAGCAGGUCAGCGGAUUGGCAUCUGUGGCCGGACGGGCAGCGGCAAAUCCUCGUUGGCUCUAUCCCUAUUUGGAGUAUUACAGACGACAAGUGGACGCAUUUGCAUCGAUGAUGUGGACAUUGAGCAGAUACGAGCAGACGAGCUGCGUACGAGAUUAUCGAUAAUACCACAGGAUGUGCAUUUGUUCAAUGCAACAAUACGUGAAAAUCUCGAUCCGCAUGGUUAUUAUUCGGAUUUGCAAUUGUGGAAUUGCCUUGAAUUGGCACAGCUGAAGGAGUUUGUCAAUGUUCAGUUGCCUCUGGGCCUGGACACUGAAAUCACUGACGGCGGCAUCAGCCUUAGUGCUGGGCAUCGGCAAUUGCUUUGCCUGGCACGUGCCAUAUUGCGAGGCUCCGUCUGCCUUGUUCUGGAUGAAGCAACAAGUACCUUGGACAGCAGUACAGAGCGUGCUCUCCUGAAGGCGGCAGACAAGGCAUUCCAGGGUCGCACAAUUAUUACCAUUGCACAUCGUCUGAGCACCAUACUGGAUUAUGAACGCAUUAUAGUGCUGGAGCAGGGGCGGAUUGUUGAAGACGGUAAUCCUCGGCAGUUGCAGCAACAAUCUAACUCACUUUUCCAUGGACUACUCUAUAAGAGAGAGCAGCUAAAUGGCAGCCAAAGUUGUUGAUUGAAAAACAUUACUUAAUUAUAGUAUGCUAUUUGUAAUUAAAGUUCAAAGAAGAGUUUAGUUCUGGGCGAAUUUAUAUGUAUCCUUUGUAGUUGUACGCCCGUGUGUAAAAUGUGAUUUAUAUACUUUAUACUAUUUUAUAUGUGUACUAUAUAAAAAUAUAUUUAUAUUUUUUAUUGUGUUCCGCA